UUAUGUACUUUAAAAGAAGAUUUUGUCCGGCUGAUACUCGCCGAUCAUGGAGCCUCUUCGUUCGAGACGAACUUCAUGACGUUCUUUUUCUUCCCCGUCGCAUCUUCUGCUACAACCAAAAAAAAAAUAUAAAAAAAAAGCGCGUAUGGUUUCCGGAAAACCCUAAAUUUGCCCUCUCGUGCAGUCAGUGAAUCAAUUAUGCAUGAAGCCUGGUUCCAGAACAAUCUGAGCUCCUCGUCUGGUACAUCUCCGAAGCGUCAUCUCAGAUUCUCCCAACCCUUGUCUUCUUUCCCGUCCAAACGAUCCUCUCGGCUGCAGAUUUCGUCCUUGCAUUGACGUUCACAAGGGAUUGAACCUAGACACCCUUGCUCUUGUUGAGCCCACUCUUAUUCGAUCUCUGACCGUCUUCGGCAAAAUCCUGACUGAUUCAGAGCUCCUUGAAAUCGGAAGAAAAUGGAGAGUGAAGAGACCUCAGGGGUACCAAGAGGAGGCCCUAUCUAUCUGCCUAACAUGGUGGGACCUCUUUCAACAGUCCCCGAGUUCCACAAUUCUCUUCACCUUCUGAUGCAGGAUUUGGAAACGUACUUGUCUGCGAAUUCUUCUUCCUACACGCAGCAGUAUGAUGUUUCGACCGGCGGCCUCAAACUUUAUACUGAGGAAGAACUCACAGAGACAGCUAUGAAGGAAGCUUUCCGGGAGGAUGUAGAUUCUCAAAAUUUCUUGGAACAACCUUCCAGUACUUCUCAUCUAAGUGACUGCGAUCAGAAAGUGUCGAGUGAUGAAGGUGUUAACUUGGUAAAUGGUGCGGAAAUAGCAAACAAUGCACCUUCCUUGAAGUCCUCGAGUGGAACGAAACCUAAGAAGAGAAUGAAGAAGGCAGAAAAGAAGAGUGAGGAAUAUUUUCUCACAAAAGUGGAGCAACUUGCCCAAAUUAAGAAAAUGCAGGAAGAGGAAAAAGCGACUGUGAGGCUGCACUGCCUAAAAUCUUGUGAAAAUGUCAAAUCUGUGACUGCUUCUUCUGAAGGGUUCGAGAGGAUGCAAUCACUUAGUUCCACAAAUCACGCAGCAAAGGUUUUGCCCAUGAAUCAACUCCUGAAGCCACCAUACAUUAAAGACCCACUGGACAUGCGAGUUCCUGAAGUCAUUCUGUGUAUAGAAAUAUAUAACAGCGGCAAAUCGAAGACCCAAGAAUUCUUGGUUCUAGGACGACAGAAGUUAACCGAACUGAAGGACAAAAUACAUUGUCGUACGGAUCAGGCGAUGACAAAGGCUGGGAAAUAUGAUCCAUCUGGAUACUUCCUCAUAGAAGAUAUUUUUUACAAUGAUUUAAGGAAUCCAUUAGCAAUAGAUUACAGCAAACCCAUACUCGAUUGGCUUUGGCAUUCAAAGGAUGAAGCAUUGAGGAAAUGGGAAUGCAUUGCAGCUGGUGAAAUACACCGGAAGCAUAAGUUGUUGUCAAAGGAAGUGAAACUGGAUCUACCUCACUUCAGUGCCACGGAAAUGCAAACCACACGGUUCUGUGACUUGAGCUUCAGACUCGGUGCGAGUUAUCUUUACUGUCACCAGGGAGACUGCAAGCACAUGAUAGUUAUACGGGACAUGAGACUGAUUCACCCCGAAGACGAUCGCGACAGAGCGGUUUAUCCGAGAGUCGCAUAUCAACAGAAGCGGGUUGUCGUGAAAUGCGGAGUCUGCAAGAUCUACAGAGCUACCAAAUUCGCGGCGGACAACAAGUGGACAAAGAAGAAUCCAUGCUACUUCUGCAGCUUUUGUUUUUCCCUUCUCCACUCAGAGGAAGGGCCUUUGUCUUGUCACUUCCCUGUCUAUGAUUAUGUUUACGAGUAAGGGAUCCUUUUUGGUUGCCAACGGAAAUUAUCUGUCUAAAUUGCAUGAAACUGAAUUCAACCUAUAAAUUUUUCAUAUAA
Tarenaya hassleriana is the source of this 1925-nucleotide messenger RNA. Its product is annotated as snRNA-activating protein complex subunit-like. Gene Ontology annotation, cellular component: snRNA-activating protein complex. NCBI's taxonomy places the organism in Eukaryota, Viridiplantae, Streptophyta, Magnoliopsida, Brassicales, Cleomaceae. Gene Ontology annotation, biological process: snRNA transcription by RNA polymerase II; snRNA transcription by RNA polymerase III. The coding region runs from base 454 to 1845 and encodes 463 amino acids. Gene Ontology annotation, molecular function: RNA polymerase III type 3 promoter sequence-specific DNA binding; RNA polymerase II cis-regulatory region sequence-specific DNA binding; bent DNA binding. The transcript is spliced from 13 exons. The record is from RefSeq and is a predicted model, not a curated record.